AUGAAAUCUUUCAGAGUUCAACCUUUAUCAUCAACUUUGGGUGUGAUUAAUCAAUACAAUUUGUUAAAUUCAUACACAUCAAAAAAAAUAAAUUUCACACAAAAAAUUAAUUAUUAUAAAAAUAAUAAUAACAAUAAUAAUAAUAUAUCUUUAAAAAAUUUAUCAUCAUCUCUUUUAUUCAAUAGUAAUAAUAAUAUCAAUAAAAUUAAUAAUGAUAAUAAUAAUAAUAUAAUAAUAUUAAAUUCAUUAUUAAAAAGAAAAUAUAGUUCUAGUAUUGUUAAUUUACUUUCAGAUUUAAAAGAAAAGAUACUUGAUAAAGUUGAAAAUUUUGAAGAUAAAAAAAAAAUUGAUUUUGAUUUUGGAUUGAAUAAAGGUAAUUUAAAUUAUUAUUUAGAAAAAGUAUCAAUACCUAAAAAAUCAUUACCACCACCAAUUGCAGAUCAAAAACCAUAUUCAUUAGAAAUUCAUGGUACAACUUUAAAUGAUCCAUAUAAUUGGUUAAGAAAUAUUGAAGAUCCAAAAGUAUUAAAAUAUAUUGAAAAUGAAAAUAAAUAUAAAGAUAAAUUUACAAAAUCUUAUAUAAGUCCAUUAUCAAGAAAAUUAAGAUCAGUUUUUAAAAGAGUAUUUAUUGAUCAUCCAGAUGAAGAUGAAAUCAUAAAUGGUUAUAAAAUGAUUAUAAAAAAUAAAAAUUUAUUCCGUCAAAGAGUUUCAGAUGGUUAUACUCAAUUAUUAUUAUCAGAUGGUGAAAAAAUAGCAGGAUAUGAAAUAAAUUUAAGAGAUAUAAUUGUUUUUAGAUUUUCAAGGGAUAAUUCAUUUUUUUCAUUUGUUACAGAAGUUGAUAGUAGUGAAAAUAAAGUUUGUAUAAUUAAAAAAAUAUCAAUUCCAGGUGCACCAGUUGUAGAUGUAAUUAAAAAUUGUAGUUCAAUUGAAUGGGGUAAAAAUAACGAUUUGUUUUAUGUUGAACAUGACCUUGUUUUUCAUCGUUCUCAUAAAAUAUUUAAAAAAUCAAUUAAAAAUAAUAUUAAAUUAAAUGAAGAAGAAGUUAAUCAAUCUGAAUUAAUGAUAUAUGAAGAAAAUCCAGCUUAUUAUUUAGAUAUUUAUGUUCCAAAAGAUGGUGAAUAUAUAUUUUAUUUAUCAAAUUGUAAAAUAUCAACUUUAAUUUAUUAUAAUAAAUUACAUGAUAAUCCAAGUGAACCAAUAACAUCGAAAUCGUAUAAGAUUAUGUUAUCAAGAGUUGAUAAUUUAGAAUAUUAUGCAGAACAUAAUGGUGAUGAAUUUUAUAUAUUUGCAAAUGCAAAUAAGGGUGAUUUAAAUAUUUAUAAAGUUAAGGAUACAAUUGAAAAUGGUAAAUUUCAUGAUUUAGAAUUAUUUAUACCUUCAGAGGCUCAAUCAAUGAUAAAAGAUGUUGAUAUGUAUAAAGAUUAUUUAGUAUUGAAUGAUUUACACAAGUUUCAACCAAGAAUUCGUAUAAUUUCUAAAAAUGCAGAAACAAAUCGAUUUGAUAAAUCUUUAGAAAAGAUUAUAACAUUUCCACAUAAAAUCAUUGAAUUGUCAAUGGGUGUUAAUGGGGGCUAUGAAAAUAAUGAGCAUUUCUUUUUAUCAUAUUGUACACCAACUCAAAAUGUAAUUCGUACAAAGAUUUCCCUAAAGGAUGGAACGAUUACUAUACUGGGUGAAUCAAUUGAAAGAGGUCCUCUAACUAUAAAUCCAGACGCUUUUGAAACUGACAUACUUUGGGUACCUUCAAAAUCAGAUCCGUCAAUUAAAAUACCAUUAUCAAUUUGUUACAAUAAAAAAGCAGUCAGAUUCGAUGGCAAAACACCAUGUGUACUUCACGGAUACGGCUCCUAUGGCACUGUCUAUUCUCUAUUGUAUAAUGUUGAGGAUUUGCUUUUGAUGAAUGCUGGUUUUAUUGUUGCAAGGGCACAUGUUAGAGGUGGUAGUGAGUUGGGCAGAACUUGGUAUAAUGAUGGUAAACUUUUGAAUAAGAAGAAUACUUUCUCUGACUAUAUCGAUUGCGUUGAAUAUUUAUUUGAAAAUAAAUACACAAGUCCAAAUUAUUUAAUUGGUAGAGGUUCAAGUGCUGGUGGAUUGUUAAUGUGUAAUGUUGCCUUGACCUAUCCUCAUUAUUUCAGUGGAAUUAUCUCUCAAGUUCCAUUUGCCGAUGUUUUAACCUCAAUGUUAGAUGAAUCAUUGCCUUUGACAAUUCAUGAAUAUGGUGAAUGGGGUAAUCCAAAUUUGGAUAAACAAGUUUUCAACUAUAUCAAACAAUACGAUCCAUACAUUCUUUUAGAUGAUCCAAAUAUUCAAUCAUCAUUAAAAUCUUUACCAAAUCUUUAUAUUACAUGUUCAACUAGUGAUUAUCGUGUACCAUUUUGGCAACCAUUAAAAUGGGUUGCUAAAUUAAGAAAUAAAUUAAAAUCUUUAACACAUGGAGAUGAUAAUAAUAAUAAUAAUAAUAAUUCUCCACUCAUUUUAUUAGGUAUUGAUGAUGAUUCUGGUCAUUUCGGUCCAAAUGAUAGAAAUUCAUUAACUAAAAAAUGGUCAUUUGAUUUAAGUUUUAUUUUUUAUUCAAUUAAAAAAUCAACAAAUAAAAAAUAA
Messenger RNA from Dictyostelium discoideum AX4, 2601 nucleotides. Its product is annotated as oligopeptidase B. NCBI's taxonomy places the organism in Eukaryota, Evosea, Eumycetozoa, Dictyosteliales, Dictyosteliaceae. The record is from RefSeq and is a predicted model, not a curated record. The transcript is spliced from 3 exons. Gene Ontology annotation, molecular function: serine-type endopeptidase activity; peptidase activity; serine-type peptidase activity. Gene Ontology annotation, biological process: proteolysis. The coding region runs from base 1 to 2601 and encodes 866 amino acids.